AUGUCUCUCUUUUUUUGUAAACUUCUUGAUCCACAGAGUGAAGGUGAAAUAAGCUCAUAUCUUGUAUCUCAAAUUAUAUUUUGUGCUCGUGGUCCGUCCAGUACUCCAUUAUCAUGUUGUUGGGCAUUUACUACAUCACGUCCAUCAAUGUUAUUAAAUCAACAAAAUGAUAAAACUCCUAGUGGAAAAUUACAAUAUGAAGUUCUUUAUCAAUGUCAAGUUUUUCGAUGUGAAAAUCAAGAUGCUAUCUAUCGAAUUCUAUUAAGUUUUGCUAAUGCAUUUCGACGAACAGCAAAUAAUCAAUCAGUAAAUUCACGUCGAACAACAUCAAUAAUCAGUAACGCAAUUCAGGCAACGGUUGCUCAAUUACAACAACAAACCGCAUCGAAUUCAAAUCAAUUACCAUCGAAUCUACAAAUAUUUGAUGGUACAAUUAAAUUUCGAUGUUUUCUUGAUAUAAAAGAAGAAAAUACAGAUUCUAAAGGAAAUGUUACUCUAAUUUCUGCACCAAGACCAGAAAAAAAUGUAUUUAAUCUUCGAAAAAAUAUUCGAAAAAAUGUGAGUGUUACUCUUCAACAAAUUCGAGGUACACCAUUGAAUAUUGAAAGAUGUUUUGGUUUACUACUUGCUCAAGGUCGUAAUGUUCGUGCAAGUGAUAUGCAAUUACUUGAUUUGGAAACAAUGGGAAAAUCAGAUGAUAAUCGUAGUUAUGGUGUUAGAGGAUAUUGGAAUCCAUUAGCACGUGCUUUUAAAGAUUUAAUACAUUUAAACGAGGAAACAUCAAAAGGUGCUCGUGUAUUUUUAACAAUAGCAUUAGAUGUCGUUAUAAGUGGUAUUUCGGAACCAGUUCGAUUUGUAAUCGAAGCUAAAGCUCGUAUUACUGAAAUAAAUAAAUCAAAUGAUACAAAUUCUCAAGAUAUUAGUGAUACAAUAUGGUCAUCAUUUAAGAAAGUAACACCAUUUACGGAAGAAUUUGAUAUGAUUGUCAAACAGGUGUCAUCGAAAAGUUCUCAUCAAGAUCAAGUCUAUGAAGUCGUACAAUUAGAAAGUAAAACUGAAGCUGAAAGACGAGCAAAAUUUGAACGAUUAUCAUCAAGAAUAACAAAUAAUACAGGUGAAGAUGAUAAUGAUGAUAUAAUCAUAAGUGGUUUUGGUCAUGUGAGUAAAGAAUGUGAUGCAGACGUUCUUAACAAUUGGAAUGAAAUAUUAAUAAAAUGGAGAAAAAAUUAUAAUGAACGACCAAAUGGUUUACAAAUACUUGUACAAAAAGGUAUUCCCGAAGCUUUACGUUGUGAAGUUUGGCAAUUAUUAGCUGGAAGUGUUAAAGAUGAAAAAGAAAUGAUUGAUACUUAUCGAUAUUUAUUAACAAAAGAAUCAUCAAGUGAAAGAAUUAUUAUCAAUGAUCUUAAUCGAACAUUUCCAGCUCACGAAUAUUUUAAAGAACAAGGAGGAAUUGGUCAAGAAGCUUUAUAUAAAUUAAGUCGAGCUUAUUCAGUACGAGAUGAAGAAGUUGGUUAUUGUCAAGGUGUAUCAUUUGUUAUCGCUACUAUACUGAUUCAUAUGCCUGAAGAACAAGCGUUUAUGUUAUUAUGUAAAUUAAUGGAAGAUGAACGUUAUUUAUUACGAUUAAUGUAUAAAGCGAAUUUUGAAAAUCUUCAAAUGAAAUUUUAUCAAUUAAAUUGUUUAAUUGAAGAAAAUUUACCGGAUAUUUAUGCACAUUUUUAUGAUCUGAAAGUUGAAUGUCAUAUGUUUGCUUCACAAUGGUUUUUAACAUUAUUUACAGCUAAAUUUCCACUUUAUGUUGUCUUUCGUAUUAUGGAUAUAUUUUUAUAUGAAGGUUUUAAUGCAAUUUUUGCUGUUGCUUUAUCUUUAUUAAAGUGCAAUCAAAAGGAUCUAUUAUCACUUGAUUUUGAAGGUGUAAUGAGAUUUUUUCGUGUUAAUUUACCGAAAAAAUAUCUUUGUGAAGAUCAUGCUGAUGAACUUAUUCAAGCGGCAUGUUCAAUGAAGUUGAAUAUAAAAAAAUUGAAACGAUAUGAAAAAGAAUAUUUAACUCGUCGUGCUGAAGAAGAACAAAAACAAACUCCUUUACAACGUCUUGAGGUUGAUAACAAACGUUUAACUGAAAAUUGUAUGCGUUCGGAAUUUGAAAAUGAAAUGCUUGCACUUGAAUUGGUUAAUGAUCGGAUUAAACUUAAAGAACGUCUUCAUCAAGCAGAUGAUCAUAUUGAAACUUUAACUCGAGAAUUAGAAGCAACAAAACUUAUUGUUCGACAAAGUGAAGAACUUGCAAUUAGAUUAAACGAACAAUUACAACAUACUCGAGAAGCAUUUCGAGAUACAUGUGAUGAUCUUCAACAAGCACAAAAGUCGGUUCAUGAUUAUAAACAAAUUUGCUCACAAUUAAAUAAUCAAUUAGAUAAACAUAAAGAAAAAUAUAUUCAAAAAAUGGAAUUUAUUCAUACUAAAUGUUGUGAAUCAUGUAAAUCUUUAAUUUAUUCACCUCCACCUAGUAAUGUUUCAACACCUGAACGAGAAACAUCAAAUAAUAAUCUAAAUGAAGAUGAUUUACCUUCAGUCAUUCCAUCUGAUGUUGCAAAUCGUUUACAUCGUGUUGAAAUUGAAUUAGCAGAAAAGAAAUUAGCAUUAACACAAGCAUUAUGUGAUAAUCAAGAAUUAACACGUAAACUUCAACGAACAACAUCAAUGAUGAGCGAUUCAGAUACAAUAUCUAUAAGUAGUAUUCGUUCAAAUAAUCAAAAUUCAUCUGGUAGUUGGUUAUCAAAAACAGUUAAUUCCAUAAAAGAAGCGACGAAUUCAUCGAAUAGAACAAAAGUUAAUUAA
Messenger RNA from Adineta steineri, 2841 nucleotides. The record is from the annotation of a GenBank genome assembly. Lineage: Eukaryota; Metazoa; Rotifera; Eurotatoria; Adinetida; Adinetidae.